Molecule: messenger RNA, 738 nt
Organism: Capsicum annuum
Lineage: Eukaryota; Viridiplantae; Streptophyta; Magnoliopsida; Solanales; Solanaceae
Exons: 4
Coding region: 272-616 (114 amino acids)
Source: RefSeq, a predicted model, not a curated record
UUGGGGCAACACAGAGCAUUUUCAUCAACAUUUGGUUGUAUAAGGAAAAACAAAGAGUAUGAGUCUGAUAACUCCAAUGUAAACAAUUCCAUCUGUGGACAAUCCAAGGAGUAGGUGGAGAAAAUCUUGGAAUUUCACAAUCACCAAGCAAAACUAGGAAUGACCUGUUUUUACUAUUUAUCUGUUGCUUCUUCCGCAUUGGUCAUCUUGCUAUUUGUGUCAUUACUUGAGCCGAGGGUCUAUCGGAAGCAGCCUCAUUACCUUACAAAGAAUGGCAACCGAAGGAUCAUUGGAGGUGCCAUCAGAGGAAUUUCCGACUAGGAUCAAUUACCGUCCAAAUGGCAAGCCCCGAAUUGUGAUUGAACACUACAUGCCUGAACUGGAGGCGUAUGUGCCAAGAGAAGCUGAACCAAUUGAUUUAAAUGUGAUGCGAGAAAUCAAUGAUCGAUUGACAGCUAUGCUGGAAGAUGUGAGAUUGAUGAAGAAACGACUUACCCGCAUCAUGAUUUUGCAGUUGCUAUGUCUCGUUGUUGCAUUUUCAGGUCUUUUUGUGAAGUUGAUCCGAAAGUACUUUCUAUGGCUUGUGUGCCUCAUCAACAUGUGCUGCUGUAAAUAGGUUUUGUAAAUCAAGUUUUUGGCUUUUGUUCAUUGAAUAGAAACGGUGAUGGAACUUCCCAUUGUGGUCUUCCUUUUUACCUGUUCUUGGUUUUGGGAAGCAAUUAAUGUGUUUUUGUUCAA